AUGGCUAUCGAGGCCGGGCAGGAGGUGACCGAGGCGGAAGCGACCGAGGUGGCCGUGGUCGUGGAGGCGACGAUGGUUAUCGAGGCCGUGGAGGAGGUGAUCGAGGAGGUCGAGGCCGUGGAGGAGAUGACGGCUAUCGCGGUCGUGGAGGCGACCGUGGUGGUCGCGGUGGUGGAUUUCGACCUGGACCACAAGGUCCCAGCAUCUAUCGGUCAAUCCGUCCCCGCCCCCGAUCCCACCGUUCUCAAGACAGAAACUGCCCUUGCCAAAUCCCUCGUGGGCUACAAGCAAGCCGACCAGGCAUAUCCCUUGCGUCCGGGAUAUGGAACCCUGGGCAAGGAAGUGACUUUAUACGCCAACUACCUGUCGCUCACAGGUCUUGCCAAAGGGAAGCCUCUGCACCGAUAUAAUGUCGAAAUCGUGGCUGAGAGAGGUCGAGAGGCUCCGGCUGGAAAGAAGGCUCGCCAGAUCAUUGCUUGCCUCAUUGACGAACAUUUCGCCGCCCAGAAAUCCCAUAUAGCGGCCGAUUUUCGCUCCACAAUCAUCUCGGCUGUCGACCUCAACCUUACCGAGGGUCAGGUAUUCAACGUCAGAUACAAGUUCGAAGGCGAAGAUGAAUAUCGUGAGGACCCUCGCGUGUACCAAGUCAAGUGCACCAGUGUCCGCCAUCUCAACUCCGCCGACCUCAUCAACCACUUAACCUCUACCAACGCUGGGGACAUGCUAGCCACCAAGCCAGAGCUGAUCGCCGCUCUCAACAUCAUUAUGGGCCACCACCCCAAGACUAGCACGGACGUGGUCUCCGUCGGUGCUAACAAGCAUUUUGGCAUCUCCAGCCAGCUCAUGGACCGUCAGGAUCUCUCCGGUGGUCUCGAGGUGCUUCGCGGGUUCUUCAUCAGUGUCCGCGCAGCCACCGCACGGGUGCUGCUGAACGUCCAGGUCAAGUAUGUCGCCUGCUACAAGGCCGGCUCUCUAGCCCAGACCAUGGAGGACUUCAAGUAUGGCGCAGAGUUCAGAUAUGCACAUGAUGGCAAGAAAUCGUAUCUUCUUGCCAAAUUCUUGACGCGUAUGCGCGUCAUUCCGAACCAUAUUAAGCGCAAGUCAAGCAGUGGGAAGCCCCGACCUGCCCAGCCCAAGACCAUCUCCGGUCUGGCCAAGAGGGAAGAUGGUCGAUCAUUGGAAAAGCCACCCAAAGUCGCUCGUGAUGGCGCUGGUCCCAAUGAUGUGCAGUUCUUCUUGAGAGCUCCAGGUCAAGCAGUACCUAAGGCUCCCGGGGCUAGCAAGAAGGGCAAGGGCCCAGCUCCUGCUGGUCCUGCUCAGGCAGGCAAAUACGUGACUGUUGCGCAAUACUUCUUGGAUACAUACGGCAUGAAGCUUAACGUUGGUCAGCCAGUGGCCAACAAACUGUCGCCGGAUCAAACAAAGAACAUGCUCAGCUUUGCAGUCAGGGGUCGUAGCCCAGCGCAGAAUGCUGAGGCCAUCGCGACCAACGGCGUGAAAUUGCUAGGAGUUGACCCACUGAACAGCACACUUGCGUCAUUUGGCGUCGGGUUGAACCCGAAUCUGAUCACUGUCAAGGGCCGUGUCCUGCCUGCGCCGACGGUCUACUACAAGAACGACAAAUCUUUCACUCCUUUCAGAGGCUCCUGGAAUAUGCAAGAUAUCAAGUUCUGCAAACCCGGCGCACUGAAGAACUGGACAUUCAUCUUCUUCCCUGGAAGACAGUACGAGCGCAUGAGCAGCGAACAAGUCAUGGACCUGCUGUCAACCUUCUGUGGUCAUCUCAGAAGAACAGGCAUUGCCGUUGAGGCACCAAAGCCCGGCGCCCGGAUUCUCCAUCCAGGAAAUAUUCAGAAAGAGGUCAAGGGCCUUCUCGAUAAAUAUGGAAAGCUAGACUUGAUCCUCGGUAUUAUGUCCAACACAGAUAGCGGCAUUUACAACAGCAUCAAGCAAACCUGCGACGUGACCUACGGUGUUAAAAAUGUCAACGUCCAAGCAAGCAAGCUCACAUCCGACCGAGGUCUCGACCAAUACUGCGCCAACGUGGGCCUGAAAAUCAAUCUCAAACUCGGAGGCGCCAACCAAAGCCUCAAGAACAUGGGCCUAUUCGGCGAUGGCAAGACCAUGCUCGUCGGCCUCGACGUCACCCACCCAUCCCCCGGCUCCACCGACAGCGCACCCAGCGUCGCAGGAAUCGUCGCCUCGGUUGACAAAGACCUCGCCCAAUGGCCAGCCGACAUCGUCGUGCAAAAGCGCCGCGACGAAAUGGUCUCAGACCUGGACCGCCUCCUUCAAUCCCGCCUCCGCCUCUGGGCCUCCCGCAACAAGGGCGCUUUCCCAGAAAACAUCGUCGUCUACCGCGACGGCGUCAGCGAGGGCCAAUACAACCUGGUCAUAGACAAGGAACUUCCCUUGCUCAAACAAGCCUGCAAUACCCUGUACCCGGCAAAGGAUACCGCAAAGGGUCUCCCCAAAAUGGCAAUCAUCAUCGUCGGCAAGCGGCACAACACCCGCUUCUACCCAACCAACGCAGGCGAUGCGGAGAAAUCUAACAACCCCCAGCCCGGCACCGUCGUCGACAGAGGAAUCUCCGAGGGCCGCUCCUGGGACUGGUAUCAGCAGGCACACUCUUGCUUGCAGGGAACCGCCCGCCCUGCACACUACUUCACGGUCUGGGACGAGAUUUUCCACCCCAAGUACCCCAGCAACACAAACGGACCGGGCGCAGCGGACGUCCUGCAAGAGUUGACACACAAGAUGUGUUACCUCUUUGGACGGGCGACGAAGGCCGUUUCUGUCUGUCCGCCGGCGUAUUACGCUGACCUGGUCUGCACGCGGGCGCGCUGCUACUUGCAGGACGUCUUUGAUCCGUCGACGCCGUCUGCCAGUGUCGCUGGUGCGACGGAGAGGAGCGGGAGUAGCGACCCGCUUCCUGAUUCAAAGAAUUAUCGGCCCCACGAACUGGUUAAAGAUACCAUGUUCUAUAUCUAG
Messenger RNA from Penicillium manginii, 2991 nucleotides. RefSeq names its product putative RNA interference and gene silencing protein (Qde2). Bases 1 to 2991 code for a protein of 996 amino acids. Gene Ontology annotation, molecular function: nucleic acid binding; protein binding. The record is from RefSeq and is a predicted model, not a curated record. Lineage: Eukaryota; Fungi; Ascomycota; Eurotiomycetes; Eurotiales; Aspergillaceae. The transcript has 5 exons.